CGGGGCUGGGGCGGGGAGCUGAGGCGGGAGGGGCGCGCCCCCGCCCCCGGAACGGAAUCCUCCGGGGAGCGGAGCAGGCUCGCGCGCGUGCAUCCCGCGCCAGACCCCGGCCCCCGGCCCCGGCCCGCGUCAGACUGAGCUGCCGCCGCCGCCGCCACAGCAGCAGCAGCGCUCGGGGAUCCGGGCCCAGCCGGGGCCGCGGGAGGCGGGGGCGCCCGGGCCCUGGAUGUCCCGCACCGCGGCGGCCAGCGGCGGACCCAGGAGGCCUGAGCAGCAUCUGCCCCCAGCCCCCUGUGGGGCCCUGGGGCCCCCUGAAACCUCCAGGACGGAGCCAGACGGGGCGGGCACCAUGAACAAGUUACGGCAGAGCCUGCGCCGGCGGAAGCCAGCCUACGUGCCCGAAGCGUCGCGCCCACACCAGUGGCAGGCGGACGAGGACGCGGUGCGCAAGGGCACGUGCAGCUUCCUGGUCAGGUACCUGGGCCACGUGGAGGUGGAGGAGUCUCGGGGUAUGCACGUGUGCGAAGACGCUGUGAAGAAGCUGAAGGCGAUGGGCCGGAAGUCUGUGAAGUCUGUCCUUUGGGUGUCAGCCGAUGGCCUCCGAGUGGUGGAUGACAAGACCAAGGACCUGCUGGUAGACCAGACCAUCGAAAAGGUCUCCUUUUGUGCCCCUGACCGCAACCUGGACAAGGCCUUCUCCUACAUCUGCCGCGACGGCACCACCCGCCGCUGGAUCUGCCACUGUUUCCUGGCGCUCAAGGACUCCGGCGAGAGGCUGAGCCACGCUGUGGGCUGUGCUUUUGCGGCCUGCCUGGAGCGGAAACAGCGGCGGGAGAAGGAAUGCGGGGUCACGGCCGCCUUCGAUGCCAGCCGCACCAGCUUCGCCCGCGAGGGCUCCUUCCGCCUGUCUGGGGGCGGGCGGCCUGCUGAGCGAGAGGCCGCCGACAAAAAGAAAGAGGCAGCAGCUGCCCCCACUGCGGCUCCCGGCCCUGCCCAGCCUGGGCACGUGUCCCCGACACCGGCCACCACAUCCCCUGGUGAGAAGGGUGAGGCAGGCACCCCAGUGGCUGCAGGCACCACUGCGGCCGCCAUCCCCCGGCGCCAUGCCCCCCUGGAGCAGCUGGUCCGCCAGGGCUCCUUCCGUGGGUUCCCGGCACUCAGCCAGAAGAACUCGCCUUUCAAACGGCAGCUGAGCCUACGGCUGAAUGAGCUGCCAUCCACGCUGCAGCGCCGCACUGACUUCCAGGUGAAGGGCACAGUGCCUGAGAUGGAGCCCCCUGGUGCCAGUGACAGCGAUGGCAUCAAUGCUCUGUGCACACAGAUCAGCUCGUCCUUCGCCAGUGCUGGCGCACCAGCGGCAGGGCCACCGCCAGCCUCAGCAGGGACUUCUGCUUGGGGCGAGCCCUCCGUGCCCCCUGCAGCUGCCUUCCAGCCCGGGCACAAGCGGACCCCUUCGGAGGCUGAGAGGUGGCUAGAGGAGGUGUCGCAGGCAGCCAAAGCGCAGCAGCAGCAGCAGCAAGUGGCCCCGGUGCCCGCCGUGCCCCCCGCCCUGCAGCCCUUCCCCGCCCCCAUGGGGCCCUUCGAUGCCGCCCCCACCCAGGUGGCCGUGUUCCUGCCGCCCCCACACAUGCAGCCCCCUUUUGUGCCCGCCUACCCGGGCUUGGGCUACCCGCCCAUGCCCCGGGUGCCCGUGGUGGGCAUCACACCCUCACAGAUGGUGGCCAACGCCUUCUGCUCAGCUGCCCAGCUGCAGCCCCAGCCGGCCACCCUGCUCGGGAAAGCUGGGGCCUUCCCGCCCCCCACUGUGCCCAGUGCCCCUGGGGGCCAGGCCCGCCCACGCCCCAAUGGGGCAUCCUGGCCCCCGGAGCCCGCGCCGGCCCCGGCCCCUGAGUUGGACCCCUUUGAGGCCCAGUGGGCAGCGUUAGAAGGCAAACCCACUGUGGAAAAGCCUUCCAACCCCUUCUCGGGCGACCUGCAGAAGACCUUCGAGAUUGAACUGUAGCCCGAGCCACGCUGCCCGCCCCCUCAUCUCCAGGUGCCCCACGCCUGGGAGUGGGGGGCAUCCUCUCCCCUAGCCCUGCUCCCUGGGGCUGGGCCCCCAACACCCCCUCUAACCCCUUCUCUUGACCACCCCCUCCCCCCCAGCCACUACAGAACCAACAUUGUGACGCCCAGGUUGCGACAGGAUGGAAUUCAGGGACGGAUGCAGCCUGGCGAAGGGACCUAUUUCACUGCCGGACUCAGGCUGGCAAUGCCCCUCUCCCCCCACCCCAGACGCAGGGGGAUGGCCACAGUCCCACUGAGCGCCCUCCGUUCAAGUUACAUUUCCUAGUUUCUGUUGUUGACCUUCCACCUUCCAGUAUUGGGUGGGAUGCAGGAGGGGUGCCCACUUAGGGGCUCUCCAGGGCGCCCCCCGAGUGCCCACCCCAAGUCUGGUCGUCCCCUCCGCCCACACACAGCACAAGCAAAGGGCUUCCCUUGGCCCACCCGCUGCGUUCACUGCCAAUGCUGUGCUCACCCCUGUCGCCCCUGCCCCCAACAUGGGGCCCACCUCUUCUUUGGGCCAAGGUCUCAUGGGGGCAGGAACCAAGUUGGGGGUCCAGGAGGCGGGGUAGGGGGAAGGGGGAGGAGAUCCUCAGUUACCUCACGUCGGUGCCCGCUGGGGAGGGGUCCGGGGAGAUGGGGGGGUGCCUGGCGGGUACUUUUCUAUCUUUUGUUUCCAGAUUUUUUUGUAUCUAAACUUGCAGAUUUGUAUUAUACAAGGACAGCCAAUAAAGGAAGAAUAUAACGGUGC
Molecule: messenger RNA, 2794 nt
Organism: Equus caballus (horse)
Lineage: Eukaryota; Metazoa; Chordata; Mammalia; Perissodactyla; Equidae
Gene: NUMBL
Product: NUMB like endocytic adaptor protein
Biological process (GO): positive regulation of neurogenesis
Cellular component (GO): cytoplasm
Source: RefSeq, a predicted model, not a curated record